Messenger RNA from Anopheles aquasalis, 1395 nucleotides. It is a transcript of the gene Ass, whose product is annotated as argininosuccinate synthase. Gene Ontology annotation, biological process: urea cycle; L-arginine biosynthetic process. Gene Ontology annotation, molecular function: argininosuccinate synthase activity; ATP binding. Gene Ontology annotation, cellular component: cytoplasm. NCBI's taxonomy places the organism in Eukaryota, Metazoa, Arthropoda, Insecta, Diptera, Culicidae. The record is from RefSeq and is a predicted model, not a curated record.
GGUACCAAGUGAAGUUAAGUUGCUCUUAUUAGGAUCCUCUUUGAACGUUAAUAGAACCCAUUUCCCUCGCCAACGGAAGCAAUGAGCAAGGAAAAGGUAUUGUUGGCCUAUUCGGGCGGGCUGGACACGAGCUGCAUUCUGAAAUGGUUGCUCGAGCAGCAGUACGAAGUGAUCUGCUUUAUGGCGGACGUUGGGCAGACCGAGGAUUUCGCGGCAGCCCGCGAUAAAGCGCUCAAGAUCGGUGCCACUGACGUGGUGGUGAAGGACAUGAAGGAUUUCUUCGUUGAAAAGUUCGUCUGGCCCGGUGUGCAGAUGGGAUUGAUCUAUGAGGAUCGCUACCUGCUCGGUACCUCAUUGGCCCGGCCGUGCAUCUCGAAAGGAUUGAUGGAUGUAGCAGCACAGCGUGAUUGUACGUACAUUUCGCACGGAGCUACCGGCAAGGGUAAUGAUCAGAUACGGUUCGAGCUGAGCUGCUACGCUCUGAACCCUUCGAUUCGCGUCAUUGCUCCCUGGCGGAUGGAGGAGUUUUGCCAGCGCUUCCAAGGUCGUACGGAUCUGCUGGAGUAUGCCAAGCGCAAUAACAUUCCUGUCGCUGCCACCCCGAAAUCUCCUUGGUCGAUGGAUGCGAACAUUAUGCACAUCAGCUACGAAUCGGGCAUCCUGGAGGAUCCUUCCGUGGCAGCACCCGAGGAGAUCUAUCAGCUGACGCAAUCACCGGCGCGAUCUCCCGACACUCCGACCGUGAUUGAAAUCGUGUUCAAAGCGGGUCUGCCAGUUCGUGCUACCGAGUUCGUCAGUGGUCGAACGAUGGAGAAACCGUUGGACAUUCUAGCUUUCCUGAAUAAGGUAGGAGGUGAGCACGGUGUCGGGCGUAUCGACAUUGUCGAGAAUCGUUACAUUGGACUCAAGUCACGUGGCAUCUAUGAAACGCCUGGGGUAACGGUGCUGCACUGUGCCCACCGGGAUCUGGAGGUCUACUGUCUCGAUCGGGAGGUGUUGCGCGUGAAGAAAUACCUCGCCGAUCGCAUGGCGGACUACGUGUACAACGGGUACUGGUACGCUCCGGAAGCGGAGUACGUGAGGAAGUGUAUCAUUGAAUCGCAGAAGAAUGUAUCUGGCAAGGUUGUUGUUGAAAUGUUCAAAGGCCAUGCAAUGGUAAUAUCGCGUGAUUCCAUAAACUCUGUCUACAACCAGGAACUGGCAUCGAUGGAUUUACAUGGCAAUUUUACUCCCUAUUCGGCCACAGGAUUCAUUGAGAUAAAUGCGAUGCGACUGAGAGAACACCAUAGAGUGUUUGGAACAGCUAACAUGACUAAACAUUUCUCCCGUACCGAAUCCGACUUGAAGCUGAAUUAACGACGCAAAUGUAACGAUCCCUACUAGAUUUGAACAUUA